This is a messenger RNA of Penicillium verhagenii, 453 nucleotides long. RefSeq lists its product as uncharacterized. The coding region runs from base 1 to 453 and encodes 150 amino acids. The record is from RefSeq and is a predicted model, not a curated record. The transcript has a single exon. NCBI's taxonomy places the organism in Eukaryota, Fungi, Ascomycota, Eurotiomycetes, Eurotiales, Aspergillaceae.
AUGCGUCUCCAUCAAAUCCCCCCCCAGCUCAGGGAUCGCGACAAGAUCAAGUGGCUCCAAGAGUCCAUCAUGAUUUUUUACUGGCCGGGGGUUCCUAAACUAGCCUUCCAAAUAAUGACUUACAACUGCCAGAUUGAAGACAUCCGCGAGGAUGAAUGGCUUCAGGCUGAAACUCUCGAUUUCGAUCUGCUUUUGGAGGAGCUGGCCCGGUGUCCAGGGUUCGAUCCCAAUCGGCACAAAAUCACCUGGUCCCCCAGGAUGCCUGGUGAAGAGAGCUGCUUCCAUAAUUUUACACAAUUUGACGAGGAGGACCUCACCAGUGAAAACUUUGCUGAGAUUCUGGAGAAGGGUAUCAAGGCUCACUGUGGAUUUCUUCCAGUGCCGCCGAAGGAUUACCCGUAUGAGAUUUUUAUCUACUUCAUGAUCCGUGAUCUGUCGUCAUCCUCGCCGUGA